AUGAUAACGUAUUUUUGGAAAACGUUGUUUUAUUCAGGAAAAACUAAAUGCAUGAGUAAAGUUGGAGAUUGCGUUGUCAAACACCCUGGUCAGUUUGCCACCGGAUUGAGACUUGUGGGUGCCAUAUGUGAUUACUGUGAAGCAUGGGUAUGUCACAGUAAAAAAUGCUUACAAACUCAUGCCUGUUUGUGUGCUCUUCAAGAAUCGACAUGUGUUGAGUGUAAUAGAACUGUGUGGGAUCAUGGUGGACGAGUUUUCAAAUGUUGCUUCUGUAAUGAUUUUUUGUGCGAAGAUGAUCAAUUUGAGCAUCAGGCCAACUGUCAAAAGCUUGACUCUGAAUCCUAUAAAUGUAUGUCAUGUAAUAAGUUAGGACAAUUUUCUUGUUUGAAAUGCAAGAUAUGUUUUUGUGAUGAUCAUGUAAAAAGAAAAGGAAUCAAAUAUGUAAAAUGCCAAGCAAUACCUUGCCCAAAAUGCAGUCACCCAACAUCGGAAACAAAAGAUUUCAGCAUAUCGAGUUUGUUCAAAUAUCUUUUUUUAUUUGUUAUCAUAGUAAUUACCAGAAUUAUUCUUCUGAUCAGUAUCGUUAUUAACAUUUGUUAG
Helobdella robusta is the source of this 600-nucleotide messenger RNA. RefSeq lists its product as hypothetical. The transcript is spliced from 5 exons. Gene Ontology annotation, molecular function: zinc ion binding. Gene Ontology annotation, cellular component: nucleus. The record is from RefSeq and is a predicted model, not a curated record. Bases 1 to 600 code for a protein of 199 amino acids. Lineage: Eukaryota; Metazoa; Annelida; Clitellata; Rhynchobdellida; Glossiphoniidae.